GACUGGGCGAAAAUAAUCGGACACAGCUGGGUAUAAUGGGGAAGCACACGUGGAUAAUCAGGGGGGCAUGGCACACAUGAGGAUCGUACGAGCUGGGCGUGACAGUUCGACAUACUGAUCGCUAUGUAUCGCGAUACAACAGUUUGCAAUGUUACCAAAGUGUCAUUUUAUAAUUCCCAUAUUAAACAAGUUACCGUGCAUAGUGCUUUGGGGAGAGACAGACUCCAAGAGUGCAGUUCAUUUCACGUGUCUUUAAGUCAUUGUCUGAUAUUAUCCAGAGCUGAAUGUGUGAUUCAUGCUUACUACUAUAUUCUUGCUUUGCAGUUCUUACACAAUUUUUUUUCUUAUUUACUUCUAAAAGUAAAUAAAAAAACUUAUAAAACUGUCAUUAUUAUAUAACAACUAUACGUAUUAUGAUGUUAUUAUUUAGUUAUGUUGUUGCUUGGUUACAUUUGAUGCCUCCGCACGUGGGAAGCUACCGGUUUGAAAGAUGCGGCUUCACUUGCUUUUCUGCACCAAGAUGGCAAGAAUCAGACGAAUGGAGAAAGCUGUUUGCUGGAGCGACGACAGAUACUGGGCAACUUGGGACAAGUGGGGAGAGGUGAUUGACUGGGGAGAUGAGAAAGAGCUGUGCUCCCCAGCAGAAUCACCUUCUGACCAGGCUGACAGUUCCACUGAGUCACAUUCCCGAAGGCGAAUUGCCAAGGCAGUUAGCUGGACGGAUGAUGCUUAUUGGGCAGCCUGGGACAAGUGGGAAGAGAUCAUCUGCUGGGGUGAUGAAGAGGAGUGCUCCCAAGUAACUCCACCCACUAGCCAGCUUGGGAGGGAUAAGGGGAUAGAUGUACAUGGGUUGGAGGCUUUUGUGAUAAAUAACAGGACAAUCUCCAUAAAGCCUGUAGACAACCAUCAAGACAGUCUGAAGAUAGGAGCUGUGCUGGUAGACCUCUGCCAGUUUGAUCUCGAAUAUUUAGAUCAAAGUAAAUUUAAUUUUGAAAUUGUGCAAGUACAAAUUGGAGAAGUUGAAGUGGAGGAAACUAGAGAAAAGGCUUUUGAAAAAGCAUUUGAAUUGGAAAUUGUGGAUGUGGCAGUAAAAGUUAUAAACAGUGAAAUCCAGCCGAAUGCUAUAAAUUUGGAUAUUGUUGAAACUAAGGUGGACAAAUUAUUAUUGGAAGAACUGAUCAUUGGCGAUUUAGAAGCAGGCAAUGUGAAGGUGUCAGUAUCAAAUGGCAAUGUGGUGAAGGUACCCUUAAGGUACCCUUCACCACAGAGGAACAGAAGGACCAGGCAACCUUAGACCAUACUCUCUGGUGGUUGACUCGUGGCAACUGGACUUCUCUCUGAAAGUUAGAAACGUUUCGCUGCUCAUCCAAGCAGCUUCUUCAGACUGAGGGAGGUAGUAAGUGUCCACAUAUUUAUCCUCCUGGGUAAGUAGUAUAAGGGGGCUCAUUGAGUGAAACAAAGUGGGGGGGGGGAGUUGCGGGUAGAUGUAACCAGUCCCUCCUACUCCAAUAGAGUGGGUCGUUAAGGGUGGUCCACCUGGUGGAGGUGUGAAUUGGGUCUGUUUUUUUCCUGGGAAUAAUUUUUGUUUUGGCAAAUGAUGAGAGGGCCGCAGGUUAAAUUGGAGACAGGUUGUGCCUAAUGCCUCUACCUCUGUUGAGUGAGGGGUUGUGCAUUUGCACAUGCAAAGCU
Brienomyrus brachyistius is the source of this 1689-nucleotide messenger RNA. RefSeq lists its product as uncharacterized. The record is from RefSeq and is a predicted model, not a curated record. The transcript is spliced from 2 exons. The coding region runs from base 491 to 1294 and encodes 267 amino acids. NCBI's taxonomy places the organism in Eukaryota, Metazoa, Chordata, Actinopteri, Osteoglossiformes, Mormyridae.